Messenger RNA from Xenopus laevis (African clawed frog), 5048 nucleotides. RefSeq names its product extended synaptotagmin-1-like. The transcript has 17 exons. Bases 1520 to 3205 code for a protein of 561 amino acids. NCBI's taxonomy places the organism in Eukaryota, Metazoa, Chordata, Amphibia, Anura, Pipidae. The record is from RefSeq and is a predicted model, not a curated record.
CCUUUCCCUCCCCUCACUUUCUGGGAAAGGGUUUGCCUGGGAGACUCCCCCAGUAGGGGAUGAUGGGUGUGUUAUACAAGCUGUUGCUUUCUGGCAAUCCCCCAUGGAAAUGCAAAUUUAUGAUGAAAUGGAAGACAGAUGUGGAAGUCCAAAUGGACCUACUGGACUGGGAAAUGGCAUUUCAGGGAUGUGAAAGAGACACCAAGUUUGGCAAUCAUUUGAAACAUAUUCUUCACUGCUGCUGCAUUGGAAUUUAACUUCUUAUCAGGCCCAGAAUUCCUUCUCACGCACCCAAGGGCGUAGGGUCCUAGUGCCGACCACCUAAUUGAGCGAGCGCACGAGCAUGUGCCGGAGCACUGGGGAUUACAUGUACAGCAGUAAAAGAGCUGCGUGACCCCAGUGAUCCUUAGGAUAACCCAGAGUAACACCUGGUCUGAAAUAUGUAAUACUCUUAUUAUGAAUAUGUGCUGCAUUAUGAUGUCAUCAGAUGUUCUUGCAUUGCACACCUGUGAGAUCAUCAUGCAGUCCUUCUGACAGGGAAUUCUGGGAGUUGUCAUUUAUUAACACUUGUAGUUUGCUUGAGUAAGGGUCAUACAGCAGCCAAGAUAUUCACCCUUACUGGGAAAGAAAAGGAAUGUCCUUAUCUGUAUUAUUUCCCUAGUUAGGUGGCGUCUGAUAAAAGAGUAAAAUAGGAAAAAGUCAUCUUUUGCAGUGAAGGAAAGGGAAAGGUUUCCAGCACAUGCAGUUUUCCAUUGAGCCCAAAACAAUGCCCUAAAUACUUGUUUUGAAUAGUUUACAACACAGUCCCGUUUUGUUAGACAUAGGGAGUUGUAUUUAUUAUAUUUAUUUUAUUGGAGUUGCCAUACUGCAUCUCCCAUAAACACUAUUUCCUUUAAAUGUCACUUGUAAACAGAGUAACAGAAAUAGACAAGACCUCAACAACUCAUAAAGAUAUACAAAUCUAUUUGUACAUGUAUUUGCAUGGUCCACCCAUGAUCACAUUAUCAAUUGUGAUGUCAUCACUUUACAUGCAUGGCUUAACCACAAUUACAUCGCCCAUUGUAACCCAUGGCAACAUAGUUGUGAUGUCAUCACUUGAAUGCCAAUAAUUACAUGACUCAUUGUAACCUCUGGCAACACCAUUGUGAUGUCAUCACUUGAAUGAUUGCCAACAAUUGCAUGAUCCAUUGUAACCCCUGGCAACACCAUUGUGAUGUCAUCACUUGAAUGACUGCCAACAAUUACAUGACCCAUUGUAACCUCUGGCAACACCAUUGUGAUGUCAUCACUUGAAUGAUUGGCAACAAUUACAUGACCUAUUGUAACCCCUGGCAAACACCAUUGUGAGGUCAUAAUGAUGAAACCAGGUGCAGCUGUUACAGCUGGUCUGUAGUCAUGGCAACGUCAUUGUGAGGUCAUCACUUGGAUGAAACCAAGUGCAGCUGUUACAGCUGGUCUGUAGUCAUUUUAUGUUUAGUGGUCGAGGAGGAAGGAGCUAUUUCUGAAUCCUCAAACCAUUAUGCUUAAUUUGUAUUUUAUUGUUAUUUUCUUUUUUUUUCUUUUACUAAUUAAGUUUAAUCAAGAUCAAUCUUCAAUGAAAUUUUCAUAUUUAAAAUGUAUUAUUGUCCUGCUAUUAGGCUUCUUUGCAGGAUAUUUAGAAGUGCAAUUUAUAUAUGUAGUUGCAGGAAUACUGGUGUGGAGCUGGUACUGGCACCGAAAGCCUAGUAGCCACCCAUCAGAAAUAAAGCCUCAGGACAAAGCCAAGGAACAGACAAAGGCCCCACACAAAGUCGCAGAUAAAGAAUUUGAGAAAGUCCAGUGCCUGAGUGUGAUUAUGGAGCAUAUGUGGCCUUAUCUGAGCAAGUACUUGGUGAAGUUUCUAAAGCAGAAGAUUCAGCCCAAACUUCGUUCCAAAUCCAGAUAUUUGAGCAAUUUCUGCUUCUUUGACAUUGAUUUUGGUAAGAAGGCUCCACAGGUGACUCAUAUGAGAGUCCAAUCAGAUCCAGAGAAGAAGCAGAUUAUCAUGGAUCUCCAAAUCAAAUACAAUGCACCAGUGAAGUUGGAUGUUGGACUCUCUGAACGUGCAGCUCUAGCCAGAGUGAACAACGUAAAGCUUGAGGGAACAUUCCGAAUCAUUUUUGCCCCACUGAUGGGAAACAAGCCCUUAAUUGGAGCUCUGACCUUCUAUUUCCCUCAACGACCGGCGUUGCAGCUAGACUGGACAGGACUCACCCGCCUGCUGGAUAUUCCUGGUCUGCACUCGCUGACAAACAGAAAGAUUGUGGAGAAAAUUGCAACUUUCUUGGUUUCCCCAAAACACAUCACCAAGCGAAUCACAUCAAAAUGUGAUGUGACUGAAUUGCACUUUAAAGAGCGCAAGAACGCAGUGCGUAUCCAUGUACUAGAAGCAAGGAAUCUUGUCGCCAAAGACUUCUACACGAAAAAGUCCGACCCUUUUGUUGUUGUACGUGGAGGAGGCAAAACUUUCAAAACAAGGGUCAUAUCCAAAACCCUGAACCCAGAGUGGAAGCAGACAUUUGAGAUCUUGUUUUCUGAACUACCUGGGCAGGAGAUUGAAUUUCAGCUCUGGGACAGAGAUGUGGCGAGAGAUGAUCCAAUGGGCAGCUGUAAAAUUGCAGUUUCCCAAGUGCUCAAGAAGAAAUGCGUUGAUAAGUGGAUCCGGUUGCAGAAUGUGAAGUCCGGGGAGCUGCAUAUCAAGGUGGAAUGUCUCCGACUUCUUUCAGACCCUGCCAAGCUGAAUAAGGUGAUAAAGCAGAACAAACUAAUACAGUCCCCCAAGAGUGAGGAGCUUUCAUCGGCUGUACUGUAUACAGUCAUCCAAAAAGCCAAGGGUCUGCCAGUGAUUCGGCCGAAGAAAAGCAAAUUAAACCCCUUGGCCAAGGUGCAGGUCACUGUCGGAGACACAGUAAAGAGGAGUGGGGGUAAAAUAAAUACCACCGGAGAGCCAGAGUGGAAGAAGAGGAUCCAAUUCCUAAUAAAGAACCCACUCAAUGAAGAACUGAAGCUAAAGGUACGAAAUGAGCAGAAUAAGGUUCUAGGACGAGCCUCUGUGCCGCUUUCUCGACUGAUGAAUGCCAACGAUAUGACCAUUGAGAACUGGUUCCCGCUGAAGUCCAAAGGAAAAACGAGUGAGAUUCUGCUGAAGCUGCAGCUGAGAAUUUUGGCCCCUCGCAAAUUAGUGUGAAGCCAGAGAACCAGAAAGAAACUGGAACCCACAGAAGAGACUCAGGGUUCCAAAGACACUGCUCUGCUUUUCAUAACCCAAAACAACCAGCACAAACUGAGGAGGAUGAUGGAGGAGGGAGAGGAGGAUUUACAUAUGGAGAAUUUAUCAUUUAAAAAGAUGCCAAAUAUUGUUCAAUGCAUAGAAAUUCAGCCUUUCUCACCAGAACUGUGGAUUCUCUGCUGUACAUCAUCCAGAAAUGUUUUCUCAUUCAUGGUGAAGUCACAGAGAAGUCAAUAUUUGGCCAAGAUCUUUUAUUGAUAAAUUUACAUUUUAAGAAAACGGUACAAAUGUUCUUAAUAAACGUCACUAAACUGGAGAAUUAGUUUGUUCUUUUCAUUUGCUGGUGGUGCCUUAAAGUGUUAUAUCAUAUGAUACAAAUUAUCGAAUAUAGCCGCAUGUAUACGCAUUUUAAAUAGAUGAUGUAUAUAGUAAAAUCUGUUGUGUUAAAUCUUUUAUACAAUGGCCCCCCUGUACUGAGAUAUACUAAAUAGGGAAGGGAUUAUUGGACUGACUGAUGGUAUUGGACUAAAGUUCCUAGUAGAUAAAAAAAUCUUUCACAAAUACUGCACUUGAACUUUCCAAGUCUGAGCUCCUGCAGAAUUUAAUCCAGUUCUAAAUAUUUAGUGGUUAGGUUUAAAUCCCUACAAAGUCAGUUUCAUUACUUAGUUACUAGGUAAAUAUAUUUACAUAUAUAUGUUAUUGGCCCAUGGGUUGGUGACCACUUUCUGUUGCACUUCAUUGGCCUCCAUCUGAAGAACAGAAGUGUUGCUGGGAGCCUGGGACAUAGGCCCCAGUAAAGGACAGGCCCUAAGGUUAGUCAGGCCCUUGGUUAAGUCUGGGAUACAGGGACCCCAGGAAUGAGAUAUUUAAUAGUGGUAGAUGAGCUCCUGUUAUAUUACACUCUAGGAGUGUCAGAUAUGUUAAGAUAGAGCAGUUCUGAGCUCCGAUCUAUCCAGCAGAAAUGGAGGUAUCUAUUCCAGGUUAAAAAGAGAGUCCAGUGUAAGCCAUAUUUUACUGGUACUACUCUGGGAAGUCACAGUUGAGCCCAUAUAGAGGUUACAGUUACAUAAUCUUACUUCUUUACCCAUUGCUUUGUCUAACGUAUACAACUAUACAUAUGUCUCAGAUUAAAUGCAUUACUUCCCUGUUCCAUAACAUAUUUCUGAAUAUAUUUAUUAUUGAAAGUCUAUGUUACAAAGCAGAGAAUGUCAGUCGUUUGCCACAAAGUCAUUUAGAUUGGUCCAUAAAUAGGAGCUAGAACAGCUUUAAAAACAAUGUGUUUCGGACAUCAGCAGUACUGGGGCAGGUAGAAUUGUAGAUUAAAGCUGAGACAUAUUGCUGGUGGGGAGGACUAUUGUAGAUAGUUCCCGGGUCUGCUUCUAGUUCAUUUCUCUGUUCCUUGACCUUUGCCUGUCCUUGACCAACACUGUAUUGCUGCCUGAGCUGACCUCAGCCUAUUCCUGACUACUCCUCCGCAUAUCCUGUCAAUUAUCUAUGUUAACUCGCUCAUUAUUAUGACGUUACUUGUUUACCGGUGUCCAUACCUGGAAUAGGCCUAAUGGGCAGUUUCCCAUCACCAGGAGGGCCAGGUUCAUGCAGUGGCCAACCAUAAGUGUUUGCAGAACUACUGUGGGCCUAAUGAGGUCUAAUUUAAUUGUUUACCCAGAAUGCCCUAGGCUUAAUUGGGUUAAAGGUAAUUUUUAGGUAUAAAUACGAGUACAUGGUAAUGGGCUUUGUACAUUUGAUAAAGGGUAUUGACCCGAAACAUGUCGUGUAACCACAACCUGGAAUAAAAGUUUUU